UGAAGUAGUAGUGAAUUCCAUAUAUCAUGAAUUCCGCCAAAGAGAAAUGCACUUUGGACGAGAGCCUGUAUAUGCAACUAGAUGCAAGCCAAAUAAUGGAAGAUAUCAAAGAUGAGGAGAACAAAAAUGUAGGGUCGAACAAUGCAUCAUCUAUUAUGCCAGACAAGAACAAAAUGGAACUGACGACUACUGCUAUAAGUGCCAAUCGACUUGGAACUGCACUUGGCUUUCUUUCUAAUGGAUAUCAGUAUGAAGUGACUGGUAUAAUGAACCUUAUAUUUCAACUUGAAUAUGGAAAUCAGUACAGUUCCUUUCUAGAGUAUUCCUUAACAGGUGCUCCUCUAUUUGGAGUUCUCAUUGGUCAGCUGUUUUUUGGAAUUGUUGCUGAUAUUCACGGUAGGAAAGCAGGCCUUGUUAUUACAUCUAGCUUUGUUGUUAUAGGUGCUAUUAUUUCAACAGCAUCUUAUGAGGGAGCCUCUCUGUUUACAGCUACUUGGAUUACUCUACUUACCGUAGUUUUGAUGGUUCUUGGACCUCUAGCAUCCUCAUUUCUAAUUGAUAUUUUGGGAAGAAGAAACGUGCAGUUGAUCGGUUGGCUGUCAUUAGCAUCCAUUAUUGCCAUCACAGUAGGCACCUAUCCAUUACUUUUUAAUCAUGCCUCCGUGUAUGUUUUCCUCAAUACUGUUCGAGCUGCAUUGCAAUACUUCCUUGCAGUAUCCAUUUAUCUCACUCCCAAUGAAAUUUUUCCGACAAUUUACAGAGCUAGGCUGUAUAGAUUCUGCUCAGCCUUUGGUAAGGUAGGUGCUGCAAUCGGUGUUCAUGUGUUUCUUUCAAUGCAGCAGUCAUUUGGAGGAGGUACGAAGGGUUUAAGAGGAAUGCAGUAUUUUGAUGCUGCAUUUGCAAUUCUUGGCUUGCUUGUUGCGCUUCUCCUUGUUCCUGACUUGAGGAAGACAUCCUUAUGGGACUGCAAUGUGAACUUUAUGGAGAUGUGUAAAGAAGAUGUCAAUGACUCUGACAAAGUUCGGAAGGAUGAUUCUAAGAUGGAAGACUCAAAAUUGAGUUCGGUUGUAAAGGAGUCAAUCGCCUAAAAGCUGUUUAUGAAAUUCCGAAAAUAGUGGUUGAUAAUUUUACGGGCAUACUCUUGUUAGUUUAGUCAUUGUUUCGUUGCUAAAUAAAGUUUUGGAGGAAUGAAAAGAGUGUCACUCUCAAGAGGUCGAUUAGUGACGUCAAGUAAUUGAGAAACAGUCAAAGAAUGAAAAAACAUUGCCAUCAACAUCUGAUCAUUUCAGCGGGAAUACUUCUAAGGGUGGGGAAGAAUUCCAGUUCAAAAAAGACAUUGCUACAAGCUCAUUAGAUAUCAAUGCGAAAAUUUCUCUUACGACAUUUUUGGAGUAGAAACGAAGCUUCCAUCCUUGUCUAACAUAAUAUUCAUAAGCCACUUGAAUACAUGUCACAGUUUCUUUUGUGCUCAAAUGUGCUUGACGUUUUUAAAGAGACUAAACUAUCCGAAGGACAAAUCUGAAUGUUAACAACAGUUAUUGGCCGAAAUCGGGUAGCCUCGUCUGUCUUCCAGAAGAAAAAAAUUAAACAAAGCAAAGAACUUUAAAGAAAGGUAAAAGAGCGAUAAGAAAAAGGAAGACAAAGUU
This is a messenger RNA of Galdieria sulphuraria, 1646 nucleotides long. Its product is annotated as MFS transporter, PHS family, inorganic phosphate transporter. The record is from RefSeq and is a predicted model, not a curated record. The transcript has 2 exons. The coding region runs from base 27 to 1088 and encodes 353 amino acids. Gene Ontology annotation, biological process: transmembrane transport. Lineage: Eukaryota; Rhodophyta; Bangiophyceae; Galdieriales; Galdieriaceae. Gene Ontology annotation, molecular function: myo-inositol:proton symporter activity. Gene Ontology annotation, cellular component: membrane.